AUGCAUAAUUGGAGAAAAGCAAUGGAAGUAUUUAAUACGCAUGUUGAUGGUGUAGCUAGUGCUCACAAUGAUGCAAGAACACAACUUGAGGCUUUUCAAAAUCAACGACAAAGUUUGCCUUUCCGUGGACAUGACGAGUCAUUGAGUUCCUCAAAUAAAGGUAACUUUCUUGAAUUGAUUGAGUGGUAUACCCAAAGAAAUGACGAGGUUGCUAAGACAAUGAAUGAAAAUGCCCUUGGAAACAAUCAAAUGAAAUAUCCAACAGUUCAAAAGGAUUUAACACGGGCUUGUGCUGCUGAAGUCACAAAUUUCAUUCUUAAUGAUAUAAAAGACAAUAUAUUUUCUCUUAUGGUUGAUGAGUGUCGAGACAUUUCAGUCAAAGAGCAAAUGGGAGUUGUUUUAAGAUACGUGAACAAACAUGGAUGUGUUAUUGAAAAAUUUCUUGCUAUUGUACAUGUGUCUGAUACUUCUGCUAUUUCUUUGAAGAAGGCUAUUGAUGAAUUGUUUGUAAAACAUAAGUUGUCAUUAUCAAGAUUGAGAGGUCAAGGAUACGAUGGAGCUUCAAAUAUGCGAGGUGAGUAUAAUGGAUUGAAGGCUCUCAUAUUGAAGGAAAAUUCAUCUGCAAGUGCUUCAUGCAAAAGAAAAGAUAAGUUUAGACAACUUGAACAUGAUAAACUUGUAGAAUGUUUGGAGAAAGGAGAUAUUGUUAGUGUGCUUGAAAAUGUGUAUGAUGAUAACACUAAUGAUGAUAAUAAUGGUAUCACCGCCAGUUUGAUUGAUAAGAUGGAGAGUUAUGAAUUUGUGUUUGUGAUGCAUUUGAUGAAAUCUUUAUUGGGAAUCACAAAUGAAUUGUCGCUUGCCUUACAACAAAAGGAUCAAAAUAUUGUAUUGGCUAUCAGUUUGAUCAAGACAAUGAAAGUUCUUGAUAUGAUGGUUCAAGAGAUGAAUAAUCAGUUUUUAGAACCAAGUACGGAGGUUUUUACUUGCAUUGCUUGUUUAUAUCCAAAGGACUCUUUUUCUCAAUUUAAUAUUGGUAAGUUACUCCGCCUUGCUAAACUUUAUCCGGAGGACUUUUCAUUGACCGAUCGUGUAAUACUUGAGGACAAACUUGAGACUUACAUUCAAAAUGUGCGAGGUGAAUUUUCUAUGAUUAUAUUGAAGAUUUGGGAAGUCUUGCUAAAAAGAUGGUUGAAACGGACUGAUUUGCGUAAUAGGAUGGGGGAUGAGUGGAUGAAUGACAGUUUGGUAGUAUACAUCGAGAAGGAUAUUUUUGCCACAAUUGAAAAUGAACAAAUUUUACAACAUUUUCAACAGAUGAACACUCGUAGGAUACAGUUGCCUCCUCUUUUGAUCAUCCAAGAUCUCCAAGGAAAACUACAUGUUGAUCUGUUCGGAGGAGUCGUCGAGCAGUGGUACUUUUCUUUUCGGUCCAUCCUGGACAAGCGCGUCCUCUAA
Messenger RNA from Zingiber officinale, 1455 nucleotides. RefSeq lists its product as uncharacterized. NCBI's taxonomy places the organism in Eukaryota, Viridiplantae, Streptophyta, Magnoliopsida, Zingiberales, Zingiberaceae. The record is from RefSeq and is a predicted model, not a curated record. The coding region runs from base 1 to 1455 and encodes 484 amino acids. The transcript has 7 exons.